This is a messenger RNA of Dermacentor albipictus, 2112 nucleotides long. The record is from RefSeq and is a predicted model, not a curated record. Lineage: Eukaryota; Metazoa; Arthropoda; Arachnida; Ixodida; Ixodidae.
CAAUACCUAAAUUGUAGCGCCAUCUACAGGUAACUUUGCGUACUGCAUUUAAUAAGGCAAUAAGCAAAAAUUAGCGUGGCUGUGCGCUGUUCUUGCUACCAGUCGGCGCGAAAUAUCUAUUUCUAAACAGCUUGAAGUUUAUUUAGACUAUGGCAUUUCUGCGGCAUGCUGUAAUGACAAAUUUCGCAAGUGUCUCUUGUUCUGACAUGGCUACUUUGUGCGGUUUGCCGCGUAAUUCUCACUGCUCUCACUGCUGCGUCGGUUCAUGUUUGAUUGCCUGUUGUUUGCAAGUGCCACGGGUACUGUGUAUGUCAAUUUGCUUGCGAUGCCACGCCGCCUAGUUAGUGUGCCCCACCUUGGUACGGCAUGGACAUUUAUCCUUGCGGAUGGCAACCUCGACGCGCUCAGCGAAGCAAUUUGCGUGUGCCCGGUUCUCGGCGGCGAAGUCGACCUGACGUCGAGCUCGUUUCAGGCAAGUGCACGUGUUCGCUUGUUUCAUGUUGUGCUUUACCGCUUUCAGAUACUGGACAAGACGUUCGAUGAGUAUGUGGAUCUCUCUCCUGAGGACACUAUCCCAGACUUAUCGAAAGUUUUACUGCGCCCACAAGUGAACAGUGAGCAGGAGUGUGCGUCAACAUCGACUGAGCAUAUUGCGGCGAGCAGUAUGGUGGCCAGUGUCAGCGAAGAUCAUAAAAAUGGCCUUGGAAUCUCCUUCGAUCUUGACUUUGCAAGACUAACUAAAAUUGACCCUUCACCUUGUAUUGCAAAAGGGAUCAACAAAAUUGUGAAAAUGGCAGAAAUGAAACGCAUCCUUUGCGAACCAAGUGUAUUGGUAUCACUUGAACAGGACCCGAGCGCUCCUGCAACCCCUUGCAUCGUAUUUUCUGGAGCAGACGUUGUAGAGGCUGACCUUCUCCACAUCAAGUUGGACCGCGAGAUGUUGUUUGCGGUGAAAAAUGGGGAGGAGGGGCUGGCGGCUGUCUUAUCUGCUUACUGGCUCUUCAACAUUCAGUACGACCGCAAGCUGUUCAACACUCUUGUCGUGUUGGAGCGCCUUUUCCUCGGGCUCACAAUAGGUGCCCCUAGAGUAGUGACUACAAAGUUCUUGAACAGUCACCAAAAGUGAGCCAUGCUGAAUGUGCUGUUGGCCGUCUUGGCCGUAACAAUAUUGAAGUGGUAACAAACUAUUGACAAGAAAGUGAUAACUUUUUAUAACAAAAAAAAUUUCAGUCUAGCCAACUUCCGCCGUGAAGCCAGGGGAGGCAGAUCAAGUAACCAAUGCAUUUCGGAAACAGAUUAAAUGCGAUAAUACCGGGAAAGAAUGAACCUUGCAGAUUUUUUCUAUAUCUUAAUGCGAUUUAUUAAUGCUGAUUGAAACGGAUCCCAAAUGACAUGGCAUACUCUAACGUCGGUCUAAUGUAAGUUAAGUAUGCAAGUACUUUGACGGGUGUGGUUGGUGGCUUUUUUUUUUCGGCGAAGGAAGCAUCACUUUUUUUUUUGCAGCUCCACAAAUUCUGUUUACGUGUGAUUUCCAACUUACGUCUUUCGAAAUUGUUAAACUUAGGUAUUUUAUCGUUUCGGCUUCAGUUAGAAUCGUUGAGUUCAUCUCAUAAUUACACUCAAUAACAUGCUUUCUUUUGUUUGUAACUCUGAGCAGGACUGAUUUAGAUUCAAUAAUUUUCAUUUUACUUCUUAUGGCCCAGACUUCUACAGCUUUAAGGGCUUGACUAAGUGACGCCUCGUCGUUUUGGUUAUUGAUUUCAGGAUAUAAUACACAGUCGUCUGCAAAUAAGAGGAUGGUUAUGUCGUCAUUUAUGUGAUGAGCAACAUCAUUUACUUAAGCUAGAAAAAAAGUGGUCCUAGAACGGAUCCCUGUGGAACGCCUGAGGUUAUGUUUAAUUGGUUAGAUAUAUUAGCAUUUAUAUCAGCGUAUUUUGUCCGAUCUGUAAGAUAUGAGCGGAUACACAUAACAACAUAAUUUAUAUUCAUUUCCAUCAGAUUUUUUAAAAUUCGUUAUGCACGACCAGAUCGAAAGCCUUCGAGUAAUCUAAAAAUAUAGCGUGACCUGCUUUCUAUUGUUCAGUUGUAUUGUUCUAUUUCUGUUGUUCAUAU